GUCCACAGUGGGACCCUGGACGUCUUCUUCCAACAGCUCAGCCGUUAUCUGUUGGGGAGCAACGACUUAAGCCUUACCAACAUCAUCGAUAACUUUUUCGUGACCCUUUUCCCCUUAGUCUUUGACUAUGUGCUCAGCGAUCCAUCGAAACCUAAAAUAGCUAACGACGACUUUCAUAACUGUCUGACAGAAAACUACAGAAGUAUCCAACCAUUUGGUAACGCUCCCAAGCAUCUGGGAACGAAAAUCCAGUACGCUUUUAGAAGAGCCCGGAUUUUCACAGAGACUUUGCAAGUGAUGAUCAGUACAAUAGACUCCACUGAUAACAUCGCCGUAGACAACGAAUGCAGAAAAGCCAUUACUCGUCUGCAGUUUUGUUCUUUGUGCAGUGGAGAGGUGGAGACGAAGCCCUGUCGAGGGUUCUGUUUGAAUGUUAUGAGGGGUUGCUUGGCAGGUGUUUCUGAAAUAUCAUCUUCCUGGGACGAGCUAGUGGUGGCCUUUGAAAAUCUUCACCUGGGGAUGUUCAAGCAGAACAACGCACAAGAGUUGUUGUCUUACUUAGAUGGCAACAUCACGGAUGCCUUACUACAGGCCAUGGAUGAUGGGCCUAUAAUCUAUUCACGAAGAAUAGCCGAUGGGCUGUGCCGGAAAUCAGUCAUCUACGACCAAGAGAUGCAGAGUGACAAAUGCUGGAACGGAUCCGCUGUUGGCCG
This is a messenger RNA of Candidula unifasciata, 713 nucleotides long. The record is from the annotation of a GenBank genome assembly. Lineage: Eukaryota; Metazoa; Mollusca; Gastropoda; Stylommatophora; Geomitridae.